Molecule: messenger RNA, 318 nt
Organism: Exophiala aquamarina CBS 119918
Lineage: Eukaryota; Fungi; Ascomycota; Eurotiomycetes; Chaetothyriales; Herpotrichiellaceae
Exons: 2
Coding region: 1-318 (105 amino acids)
Source: RefSeq, a predicted model, not a curated record
AUGUCAAUGAACGACAGUUUGAGAUUCGGCGUGCUACCACGUCAGCUACUCCUCGAAGCCCUUGAUUCGGUGCAGAAAGUCCUCUUUCCAAUAUCCAACCCUAAAUGCUACGCUCUUCUCCAAUCACUCAUUACGAAAUGUUCAUUCGACCCUGACUGCUUGCGUUUCGAGUCUAGUACAAUCCGUAACGAUGAUGAAAAGGACAUCUCCUAUCACUACUUUGGCAGCCGAUUUGUUGAGUUGUAUGAGGAACUCCAGAGACCGGCAACCCACAAUCCGCUGGAAAAGUGGCUAGAACGAAAAAGUGCGCCUCGAUAG